CACACAUGAUCGACAUCAAGGAUCUCAGAGGUCCCUAGUACAACUGACUACGAUGUGCGGCCGGAUCGAUCUCAACUGGCGGGCCGAAGAUCUCCAUGACAUAUCGACACGAGGUAUUUUGAUCUGGACUGAUCUCGACGAACAUCUUGCACAAACCCUCAAAUCGGAGUCCACACGAACUCUGCCUGCACGGAUAGCGAACUGUCAUACCAAUAUUGUCAUCUUCGUAUUGUCGGGACUGUGCUUCCCUGUUAUCGCUUGCCAGAUUGAAUAUAUAAACCCGCUCGCCGGCGGGACGCUACAAAGGUUGUGCUAUACUUCUACCAACAAACCAGACACCCAUCGCAAAGCCUACACCCAAGAAACCGAAUCAAUCGACACGAUGAUCCCCCUUCCCAAGACGACCACCCAACCCACCACCGACUCCGAGGUGACCAUUCCUCUGCUCUACUACGUGCAGCGCAUUCAACGCCUGAUCUACGAAAUGCCCUCCGACGAAGAGGCGAUCCAAAUGGUCACCGAUACCUUUAGCCCCGAUGCGACUUUUGAAUGGAACUACGAACAGCUCGACCUAGACGGCUUCAAGAACUUCGUCAACAACUGGCGCACCCGCUACACUUUCCUCGAUUUCCAAUUCCACGAGGCGGUCGCGUCCCCUAACCCCGACGAUGAGCAGGGUCGUGGUGGCACUAUCGGGUUCGCGAUGAGGGGUCGUGUCCUCGGCAAGGAGGAUUCGAAGAUGUAUGAGGGGAAGGUUCAUGCGAUCUACAAGGUCGUGUGGGUGCCAGGUGCUGAUGGGUCGCCUGAUCGCCGGUUGAUCACUAACAGCAACCAGGUGUUGCAGGGGCCGUACGUGAUUGAGGAAGAGAGAUGA
Messenger RNA from Aspergillus saccharolyticus JOP 1030-1, 874 nucleotides. RefSeq lists its product as uncharacterized. The transcript has 4 exons. The record is from RefSeq and is a predicted model, not a curated record. Lineage: Eukaryota; Fungi; Ascomycota; Eurotiomycetes; Eurotiales; Aspergillaceae. Bases 53 to 874 code for a protein of 273 amino acids.